AUGGCUGAGUAUGAGGGAGUCCAAAUUCCGAAAGUACAACUGGGAAGCCAGGGAUUUGAGGUCUCCAAGCUAGGAUUCGGGUGUAGACGUCUUACUGGGACAUAUAACGAAUCUCUAGUCAGUGAGGAGUUUGCAAACUCAAUCAUCAAGCACGCAUUUGAUAAUGGAAUAACAUUCUUUGAUACAGCAGAUCUCUAUGGACCUCAUACCAAUGAAAUUUUAGUUGGAAAGGCAUUGAAGCAGUUGCCUAGAGAUAAAAUCCAGUUGGCUACAAAGUUCGGCAUCGUAAGAAUUGAGCCUGAUCAUACUAGGAUAAUUAAUGGAACUCCCGAGUAUGUUCGGGCCUGUUGUGAGGCUAGCUUGAAGCGCCUUGAUGUUGACUAUAUUGAUCUUUACUAUCAGCAUCGUGUGGACACAUCAAUCCCAAUAGAAGACACUAUUGGGGAACUAAAGAAGUUGGUGGAAGAGGGGAAGAUAAAAUACAUUGGAUUAUCUGAAGCUAGUCCGGAAACAAUUAGGAGGGCACAUACAGUUCAUCCCAUUACAGCUAUACAAAUGGAGUGGUCUGUUUGGACUCGUGAAAUUGAGGAAGAAUUCGUCCCACUCUGCAGGGAACUUGGAAUUGGGAUAGUGUCAUACCACCCCCUUGGUCGUGGAUUUUUAGCUACAGAUGGUCUACCUGAAGAUCACUUUCUGCGUUCAACUCCGCGUUGUCAAGGAGACAACCUCAAGAAAAAUAUGAUCCUUCAGGGUAAAGUACUGAACUUGGCGGAAAAAUAUGGAUGCACCCCUGCAGAACUCGCACUCGCAUGGAUCGUUCAUCAACCCGAUGUCUGGAGUGUGCCUGGUGUUGUACCUAUUUUUGGCACAACCAAGACUAAACAUAUUGAUGAUAAUAUUGGUUCCUUGAGAGUGAAGCUGUCGAGAGAAAAAUUACAAGAGAUAUCUGAGGUGAUACCUAUCAACGCAGCCGAAGGGUACAGAGUACCAGACUAUAUCAUUCCUUGCACUUGGAAAAAUUCAGAUACACCACCUAAAGCUAGCGAACAAUGCAACCAAAAGAAGCAAACAUAG
Molecule: messenger RNA, 1074 nt
Organism: Argentina anserina (silverweed cinquefoil)
Lineage: Eukaryota; Viridiplantae; Streptophyta; Magnoliopsida; Rosales; Rosaceae
Product: probable aldo-keto reductase 1
Exons: 7
Coding region: 1-1074 (357 amino acids)
Cellular component (GO): cytoplasm
Source: RefSeq, a predicted model, not a curated record